GAACAACUCAUUCUUCAGAGAGCCUAACUGUAGAAUCCAGUUUUAGGAUUACAUUCACUGCGUGCUUGAAAAUGCAAGGCUCACUGUUUUUCUGUUUUUUGGCCUUUAUGACUCUCAGUCAUCAAGGAUUGUCAAUGCCAACAUUGGCUGAUCCAGCGGUCAAAAGGUUUUCACAUAUAGGCCAGAAUAAACUAUUGGAUGUCUCCAGUGGGUGUUUGUCAUGGGGCGGAAAAAAGACAAAAAAACAACCACCAAGACGUGGGCACGGAACUGGUGGUGGUCACAGAAGGGGCCCUGAUCCCUUGAUGGUCACUGUUGCAAGUUCUGGUGGUGGUUGUUGUGCUCCAUAAGUAUAGGAUUUUUACACCUGUGGAAAGAGAAGUACCUGGAGACAUAUCUGUACAACAUGGCUGGUCAACUUUGGCAACUAUUUUAUGGAUUAUUUGUUCUCUCAGACAUGUCUACUUUCUUCCACCCCCAAGUUGGCUCCAAUUCUGCAACAUCACCCUCCCUUUCAAUCUGUUCACCAAUUAUAUCCCGGUUUUUUAAAAUUAUCAAAACUAUCUUCUUGUUAAUUCUUUCUCCCCUUUCCUACUUAUCCCAAACAGUUCCUUCUCUAUGAACUUUCUCCUUUGAUAAAUUCUACUCAUCUCCAUAUUCUGUCAACACCUCUGAUAUGAAUGUCUAACCAACAUACCUGGUGGUCCAUGAAACCUGGUUAUUAUGGCUUAUCAAUUCUUACUUCAAAUUUUAAAAGCUGCUUGACUUACUGGUAACUACAAUUCUAUUGGAACCAGCUAUUUAGCUACAGAAAAUCAGUCACCAUUAUUUCUACUCCUUCAUGUCCUUUUCUUUUUCCACCCAGAACUGUUUCAAGAAUAACUACUUUGUGCUGCCCUCUU
Puccinia graminis f. sp. tritici CRL 75-36-700-3 is the source of this 902-nucleotide messenger RNA. RefSeq lists its product as uncharacterized. The transcript is spliced from 2 exons. NCBI's taxonomy places the organism in Eukaryota, Fungi, Basidiomycota, Pucciniomycetes, Pucciniales, Pucciniaceae. The record is from RefSeq and is a predicted model, not a curated record. The coding region runs from base 72 to 350 and encodes 92 amino acids.